UGGAAUAUGCACACAUUAAUUAAGCUCAAAGCAAAAGUCCCUUUGGCCUUUGCAAACUAUCUAUCAUUUAUCAGUUAUCACAAAUUAAGCAAAUUAAGUCUUUUGACAUGGCCUCCAACAGCUGCUUCAUCUUGGGUUUUUUCAUUGCUAUUUCCUUCUCAAGCAUGGAUAUUGGCCUAGCAGCUCGCUAUCUGAUGCAAACAACUGUACCAAAUUUGCCUAAACCAACAUUGCCACCUUUGCCUUCACUUCCAACAUUGCCUACAAUCCCAACACUGCCUCAGGGUAAUGUUCCACCUUUGCCAACUAUCCCAUCUCUGCCACAACCAUCUCUUCCUAACAUUCCAAGUGUCCCACAGGUGACUCUUCCACCACUUGCUGCCACUUCACUUCCAAACUUUCCCACAAUCCCAACCACUAUCCCCUCCUUCCCUUUCUUCUCCCCACCACCUUCCUCCACCAGUCCCUAAAUGAAGCUAUACCCUGCUUAUGUUGGAUAUAUAGGCACUCAUCCAUGGAUUUUGGUUCUGGCUUUCAGUGAUCAUUAGCUGCAUUUCGUGUUGUUUUUAUGUAGACAUGUGAUGAUGAUAUAUUAUACGUUGUUCAUUUAUUGCCGGGGAAUAUUUAUUGUAAUCUUUCAUUUUCCUUUGUACGUUCCUUCGAUCUUGUAUUGUUUGCAUAAGAUUAUUGUUUUUUCUUCCCCCUCCUUACUUCAUAUACUUGAAGAUCAUCUAUUGUUGUAGGAUAUAUACAUUAUAAUAAAUAAUACACUGCUUUGCUAA
Glycine soja is the source of this 782-nucleotide messenger RNA. Its product is annotated as protein PELPK1-like. The coding region runs from base 108 to 470 and encodes 120 amino acids. Lineage: Eukaryota; Viridiplantae; Streptophyta; Magnoliopsida; Fabales; Fabaceae. The record is from RefSeq and is a predicted model, not a curated record. The transcript has a single exon.